This is a messenger RNA of Priceomyces carsonii, 5490 nucleotides long. RefSeq names its product Bem2p (gene BEM2). Gene Ontology annotation, biological process: positive regulation of GTPase activity; small GTPase-mediated signal transduction. Gene Ontology annotation, cellular component: membrane. Lineage: Eukaryota; Fungi; Ascomycota; Pichiomycetes; Serinales; Debaryomycetaceae. The record is from RefSeq and is a predicted model, not a curated record. The transcript has a single exon. The coding region runs from base 1 to 5490 and encodes 1829 amino acids. Gene Ontology annotation, molecular function: GTPase activator activity; guanyl-nucleotide exchange factor activity.
AUGAGAAAGAUUUGGACUCACAGAAAGGAUAGAGAUAGAAGGAAGAGCCAGCAGCCAGGCUCUCCAUUAAUCGACACGAGCAAGCAUAACGCGAGUAACGAAAAGUUUGGAACUAUUGUCUCAACAGAAGAAGAGCUCAACGAUGAUCGCAAUACAAUAGUAUCAACUCUCGUGAGCAGUUCACAAGAGAAGUCUAGUCAUAUUCAUGAAAAGCUCAAUAGUAGUUCUGCUACUAGCGUCAUUGAACAUGGAUCAGGAACCAGCGACCCAAAAAGUGGAACUAGAAUGGUUUCUGCUUUGAUUAAGCAGGACUACGAUACAUCAACGAUUAUGAAUGGGUGGCUUAAUGGAAUUCUCAAUACACUGAGAGUCAGUGAGAUUAGUGAGCAUACACUUAGAACAGUAAGAGCUGAACUCAAAGGUUCACAUCUUUAUUUAUACCGUGCUGGGGGUCUCAAUGUGAAAUGCUUUAGAGUUGCGACCCAAACUAGCAAUCAAGAACCAUUUUCUGGGGGUAAAGUUGGGACAGUCGAACAAAGGAGUGCUUUACAAUCAAAUGAUAAUACAUCUCAUAUAGAUGGUUCAAUGCAUAAUAAGAAUCACGACAUUACCUAUUUCAAUACCGCUUCGCCUCACCCUGACUUAAACUACGAUUUUGAAUCGAGGUCAUUUUUAAACACUUCUUCGCUCGAAUCAAUUGUUCACUUUGUGCUUUUUGAUGAUGAUGGCCAAAAUAUACCCGCAGUGACAAGUGCUAUAGACAUAUUACCUCUAUUUCCCAAUUUUGACAAAGCUCUUGAGCUAUGGUGUAAUUAUGUCGAAUUGUCGAAUACCGGAAGACUACAGGGUGCUCGCAAUGACGCCCUUGUCACAGAUAGGUCUUUAAAGUUACUAUCCAAUGUUCAAGAUAAUUUUGUUGGAUUUCUUUUAAAAUCCGAUGUUGCCCCUCAUAUAAUAAAGAUUCUUGAGCUUAUAACGAAUCAAAUGCAAGGUGAUGAAAGCGAAUCUUUGAAAAUCAAGCAAUUCAAAAGUGAUAUGCUCUCAUAUCAACAAUUUUUGAUUGAUAUUGUUUCUAACAGUAACCUGGAUCCCUCUAUAAACCCACUCCGAGAUAUAAGCUCCACCGCGUUUAUGCAAACGAACUUAAUUAAGUUUGUUAACGCGGUUGGAGAAGUUGAUUUAAAAUUUUUCACUAAAUGGAAUUCCAAUAUUGACAAGUCAUUAUUGCUAGCAUCUUCCUUGAAAGAUACUUCUGGUUUGGCAAAUUCAUUUUACAAAAAAAAUCCUUUGAUUUUCAAUAAUGAGACACACAUCCAUUAUUUGUCGAGGCUUUUCAUACACCACCUUUUUGGCGAGAAGCUGGCUUCAUUAAUUAGUUUGGAGAGAAAAGCUCGUUUAUUGGAGAAAUGGAUAGAUUUGGGUUGUUUGUUGGAUAAAACUGGAAAUAUGUCUUCAUGGCUCGGAAUAUCAUCAGUUAUUUUAUCCCAGCCCGUUUUACGAUUAACGAAGAUGUGGUCUUUGGUAUCUCCAGAGUAUUUGAAGUUAUUGAAAAAUGAUUGGUCCCCAGUCUUGUUCGAAUUGGACCGCAGGCACUUGGCAAAUGACUCCAUAAAUUCUCAGGGAACUCCAGAUGAAUCUAAACCCCUUGAUUCAGGUGAAGAAAUAUCCAAAGAUUCGUAUCAUAUUAUGGCCCCUAGAGGAUUGGGUAAAAUAUAUCCUAAGGAGAAGGUAAUUCCAUAUUUUGGCGACUUUUUUAUUAAUAACAACUCUACGAAUAUUAAUGAACUAGAACCCAUAUGGAGAAGGAUAAAUUAUUCUUUCAAUAGAUGGAAUGAGUAUUUAUCGAACCUUUCAAAUUAUGACGAAAUAAUAAAAUAUAAUGAUGAUGUUUUAAAAAGAUAUGACAACAUGGGGUUCAUAUUUUCAAAUGAAAGUAUUAAUCAAGUUUUAUAUCUUGGUGUAAAUAAUGAUGAUGCAAAACAUCCUUCAUAUCCAAAGUCAAAGGAUGAAUCAUCGAAUUCAUCGAGCCAAGUCGAUACUGAUAUGGAGCUAUAUAAUAACUUGUUAAAGUUACUUGAAGUUAAUUGUGAAUCACUCAAUUUGGAACAAAUUAUGAAGAUGUCAUUAAUGUUAGAACCUGACUUACAAGAGGCUUACUUACAGCCAUCGAUAAACAACACAGUAUCUGCGUCACCCGCUGAUCCCGGUAAUAGAAAUAUGAGCUGCUUUUCUGAUCGAUCUGCAAAUUCAAGUGAGUCUGAUAUUACGGACGCAAGUGUUACAGCCGAUAUAUUGAGCAGCACAUCGAACGAUCAGAAAACUAGCUUGAGUGAUUCCAGCUGCUCAAAAGUGCCAACAUUUAAUAACAACUAUUUCAAGAUCAAGUUAUCUGUCUACGAUGAGUUGGUCCCCAAUUCUCAUGCAAAUAAUGAUGUAUCCAUCAGUGGACCGCUAUUAUCUCCUUUAAGUAAACAGACUUUUGAGGUAGAUAAAGAUUUGACAUUCAGGAUUGAUGAUUUUUUGGCCGACUCAGAAAGCUUUACUUCAGAUUCCUUGAUGCUUAAUUAUAUGGGAGAUGUGGAGCAUCCUAAUGAUGACGAUGACCUAUCUGGUUUAGGCAUAGAUGUUGACGUAAUUCUUAGCUCGGAAAAAUUCAAUAAUAUUAGCAUUUCUACAAAGCAUGGCUCUCCAAAGACUUUACUGGCGACGCAAGAUAACGUCUCGCAUAACCAUGAAUACAGACUGUUGUCUUCGGACUCUGGUAGUGUAGGGCAGCAUUUGAAGCACAAAUAUAUUCCAAAAUACGCUUCUAUUAACAAGUUAGUGGAUUUGCUUUUGAUUGACGCGAAAUAUUUUGAUGAGCUGAUUGCCGUUGACUUGGUUGAGUAUCGGUUCGUCUUCUUACUAAAUUAUACAUCUUUUAUUUCAACAAAGGACUUAUUAGAUAUGCUUGCACAUCGCUUUAUCAACUCAGGCAAUGCGGUGAUAUCGGUCAUGAAGAAAUUGGCUGUGAAAAAAAGUCAAAGCGGCGACAAAGAAGUAGAGUUUCCGAACUGGGACUUAGACCCUACUGUGGAUUUAAAUACCUUGGGAGAAGUUGACUAUGAGCUCUUAUUAAAAAUUCAAAUCAAUAUUUUGAAAGUAUUAAUUGUUCUUUUGAAUAACUUUUAUUCAAACUUUUCAUUGAAUCUCGAAAAUAAAAAGAUAUUGAUCAAGCUUUUGAAGUUAUUCAGCAAUGAAAUAUUACAGUGGUAUAAUUCCAGCAAGAUUGAUUCUAGUCUUGAAAGAUCGUUUGAAAGUUUAGUAAACUACUAUAAAAAGUUGAAGAAAUUAUUCAUUAAAAAGACUUAUAGACCAGUCGAAACACUGAAGUUUGAUUCUUUCCUAAUUAAUGAAUUCCGAUUUACAAAUUCUUUGCAUGAGGUCCCAAUGAAUCGUAAUUUGCCAGGUCAUAAGAAUGUAGCUAAAAUUGAAAAAUUUUUGCAUAAAUUUAAUCGCUUGUUGGCGAUCUUCUACCAUGGUAUUAGAAUGGAAGACUGGAUGAAAGUAUUCGAAAUACUUGAGUAUCACUUCGAGGAAAAUACCUUAUUCUACUUUAAUUUACAAAGAGCCAACACAAGUGAGAAUAAUUUAACAGUGUCGAAUAUUUUCAAAUUUUUUGAAUCGUUUGUUGAUUCUAAGCAGAAGCAGUUAGUUUUGAAGAAGUUUCCUUUGGUUUUCAGAAAAUUGUUCAAAAUAUACUACAAAUUCUCGGCAUACCUUUUGAUACAAUUGUGUGACUUAAAUAUCACACUAGAGGAGAGGUUAGAUAGAAUGAAAACUUUACUUAUCAUGGCCAAACUAUGUUCGGUGAAGAUGGGUGAAUUUGGUUUUGAAGGAUAUAACAAAAAAAUUCCCUCCUGUAUCGAGACAGCUGUCAUAAACGUUAUUUAUGCGCCGGAGAGUCGGGUAUUUUCUACUCAAUGGAUACAAGCUGCAGAGUCAUUGAAUGGUGAUAGUCAUUUGAGGUCCUAUGAUGAUUUAGAUCUGUUAUUGCCGCGUAGUGUAACUCGUGCCAGUCUCCAAAACCUGGAGUCUUUGUUGCCUUGUUUUGGUUGGGUGAUUGAAAAUCUCCUCGAGAUCAACAAAUGUCCAAGCUUUUACAAGUUGAAUAUAAACUUCAAUAAGCGCUACUUGAUAUACAAGUUUAUCAAGGAGCUUGCUAUUGAAGAAGUUGAUGCAUCUGAUAUCAACUUGAAUGAUACUAGAGAAUUCGAAUUUUUAUUGAAGUUGGACGAAUCUUUAGUUAACAGUCACAGUUUAAAAGAGUUCAGUUCUUUGGAGAAAGAUAAAAUCCACAUUUUCCAGUCUGUUUUGAGAGAGGAAUACAAAAUUUUAGUUGCAGAUAAUAAGAAAAAGCAGUUAUCGAGCUAUACUGAAGAUAAGAGCUCAGAUAAGGGCCCCUCCUCAGACCAGGCUUUAGUUAAGAAGACUUCUGUGCCUUCUAAUAGACGACAAUCGCUUUCGUAUAAAUCAAAUUCUAGCUCGAGGUUUAAAAUCAGCGGAAUUUUCACGAAAAAUAGACCUUUCUCGUUAAAUGGUUUGACAUCGAAUGUUUCCGAGAGGGUUGUUGACAGCAAAGAGCUUCCAAACCCUGAGACCCAAAUUGAGCCGAGACAAAAGCCUCUUGCUGUCAUUCCUUUAAAGUCGAAGAAAAUAUUUCCCGUUUACUUGCUACCUUUUUGUUUCAAAAUAGACUCAGAGCUUUCUAGUGAAGAUUAUCUUUUUCAGGCAACUGAUGAAGCAUCAAUGAAUAGUUGGUUGGUCAACUUGAACUACGCCAACAGACAUUGGUUCUAUUCAAAGACGCUAAACUUAAAGUUUAGUAGCUCAAAUUUGACUUUUGGCUUACCUUUGAACUUGAUUUGCAGUAGGGAACAAUCCUUGUCUCCUAAGUUUUUGAAUGUCAUGUUUGAGGUGAUAGAAAGUGAAGGACUAAAGGAUGUUGGAAUUUACAGGAUAAGUACAUCUCUAAGUGAGUUGAACAAUGUAAAGUCUUACAUAGAUAAGACGGGCUCGUUAUACAUUGCAAAAAAUUAUGGUGUUCAUACUUUAACAAGCGUUGUCAAAUCCUAUUUCAGAGAGCUUCCUGAAGCACUCCUCACGGAUAAGGUUAUCGAGUCGUUUAUUGCUUUCAAGCAAAAUGCACGACAAAAGGUAAGCGAGGAUCAAAAUGAAAAUGACGAACGCUCUUUUGAGAUCUAUAAGGAAAUAUUGGGCUUUUUGCCUCCUGUUAAUUAUUAUACUUUGAAGGCUCUAACCAAACACUUGCAAAAAAUCUGCCAAUUUAGCGACGAAAAUAAGAUGACUGCAUCGAAUCUUGCAACUGUUAUUGGCCCCGCCUUAACUGAAGCAAGUUCAUUAGAUUCCCUUAUUAAUAAUUUCGGUGUGAUGAAUUCAAUUUUAGAGUAUAUGAUUGUUCACUUCUGCCAGAUUUUUGAUGAAAUAUAA